Necator americanus (New World hookworm) is the source of this 927-nucleotide messenger RNA. RefSeq lists its product as uncharacterized. NCBI's taxonomy places the organism in Eukaryota, Metazoa, Nematoda, Chromadorea, Rhabditida, Ancylostomatidae. The transcript is spliced from 2 exons. The coding region runs from base 1 to 927 and encodes 308 amino acids. The record is from RefSeq and is a predicted model, not a curated record.
AUGACUUUUUCACCGUCAACCCGACAAGGCCUUCUCACUCGAACAGGAGAUCGCUUGUCCACUAUUCUGAAGGAAGAGGCAAACCUCUUGGACAUGCAAUUCGACCCCUCAAUGAUGAACGACUCCGAUAUCAGAACCCUUCGACGGCGUAUUCGCAGAGCCAAGGUUGUUCUUGAAACUGAAGCAAACAAACUCGAAAUUGCUCUAGAGAACUAUGGAAGCGCUGCGGACAACUUGGACAAAGAAACACCAUCCAUAUCACAAAUCAUAUCAAGAGUGGAGGCGAAUGUGGACACAGCUCAAGGGCUCUUGGAUCAGACCCAAAAAGCUGUGACAGACCUGACAAGACUCCAACAAGAUCUCGAAGAAUCACGAAAUAACGAUACCACCACAUCGCUAGAUGUCCACGAAAUGAAACUUACACCAAUUCCUAUUCCUAAAUUCAAUGGGCAGAUCUGGGAAUGGGAAACCUUUUGGAGAUCGUUUGAACACACGGUACACUCAAGGAACAUCGACAAUUUGUUCAAAUUGAACUAUCUUCUUGAUGCGCAGUACGUAUUCGUAUUCGAACUCGUGUUCGAACUUCUGAAAGAGAAAUACGGUAACACACAGGCCUUGGUGGACCAGCUUCUACAUAAACUUACAACGACAACAGCUCGGAACGAACGGCUAGAAGAGCAGGAAACGUUGUGUGAACAACUACAUUCCAUCGUCUCACAGCUACAUCUCAAAGGAGAACAUAUAGACAACACGUUCCUGCAGAAGCAGCUUCUAGCUAAAUUCUCAGUGGACAUACAGCGACACAUCUUGCGGCAGAAAGCAUAUCAUGAGAAGGACAACACGUGGAAUACAAUGGCCCUGCUUUCAACAGCCAAGGAGUACGUCAAGUCCGAACUCAAGAUCACUCGACAAGUGGAGCAGUAUUAG